Molecule: messenger RNA, 136 nt
Organism: Racocetra persica
Lineage: Eukaryota; Fungi; Glomeromycota; Glomeromycetes; Diversisporales; Gigasporaceae
Source: the annotation of a GenBank genome assembly
AAGAAAAUAUUUAUUCUGUGGAAGACCCAAACCUGAAUGUAAACCUUGAACUUAACCAAGACCAACAUGAUCAAGCCAACCAACUUUUAAUAGACAACAUUAAUAUUUUCUCAGAAAAUAUUUUAGAAGAUGGACA